AUGCCGACCGCGCGUGCGCUUUUCUUCCCGAUCCUCUUCCAGCUGGCGACCGCGGCACGCCCGUCGAAAAGUGCAGCACUGCUUGAAGGUCAAGUUGGUGCGAAUGGCAAGAUCAUGGAAGGCCGGCAGGGCGCCAAAUCCGUCGCCAAACUGAACACUUCGAGCGCUGAUGUUGAUGGAGUCUGCUGCCUCUGCAGUGUCUUUGCCUCCUAUCUGGGCGACGGCAAGAUCUACACUCCCGAGGUUAGGGACAAGACUUACGGAGCCAGGGGGGCUCCAAAGACAGUCAUCCAAGAUGGAACGCUCAGCGUGUGGGUCGGAGCACAGACCGUGCCCUUGUUCUGCCUCGUGGAGGUCGAGGCCAAGUACGAUCUUGGCCCCAUGGGGGCCUGGGGUCGAAAAUGCGCAGAUUACUGCCCUGAGAAGGGCGACGUCAAGUACAGAUACGUGAUCGGGUAUCAUGCCGACGACGAGAAGGGCGUUCACCACGUCAAGGGAGCAUGCGAAGGAUCACGCGACUCGAGGCUGUUCUAUCAGCACGCGGUGGAGAAGUACGACAUUGGCUCAACAAGCGACAGCCGAACGGUGGGCGUCGGCCAUGUGCUGGACAGCUCGAGCGCCUUCAUGCGCCGGUAUGGCUUGCAGAAUGUUCCUUAUCGGCUUCCCAAGUGCUCCACGAUCGAGCGCAAGUUGUGGUAG
Messenger RNA from Prorocentrum cordatum, 699 nucleotides. The record is from the annotation of a GenBank genome assembly. NCBI's taxonomy places the organism in Eukaryota, Dinophyceae, Prorocentrales, Prorocentraceae.